GAGCUAGAAAGAGAGAGAGAGAAAGAGAGCGAGAGAACGAGCGACAGAGAGGAGUGUCUGAUGAAGAGUGCGAACGGGAGUGCGAAAGGAAAACUCGAUUAGCCGCUCGACAGCCGGUCUGCGACGUCCGAUGUUCGAGACACCAGGAGACGCGACGAGCGAGCGAGUGCCGCGGACGCGAGCGGAACGUCGCAGGCGGCACCUCCGAACGUAUAAUUCGCGCGAAACGUACUCCCGGGAGUGAGCCCUUUGCCUGUCCGAUCCGGUCAACCCUGUCAAUCUCGUCAAUCUCAACGUGUCGGGGCUCACAGUGACAGUCCGUAGCGGAAGAGUGUCAGUGAUGGGGAUGAGAGUGGCCAGCGGCGACGACGACGGCUGCGGCGGCAGCGGCACCGGGACGACGGACCAGUAUGGCGGACGAUAAUCGUGGAGUGUCGGUGGUGUCGCCGCCGCCACCGCCACCGCCACCGCCACCACCACCGCCGUCGUCGUUGCCGUCACCGCUGCUGCUUACGACAGUGGUUGCACUACGUGCCCGACGUGCAGUGGUGUCCGGCGCGCACCGGGUUCACAUACACACACGCUAGAUCGAUAGGGAGACCGGCCGCGAUAAAGACUGGCGAGGGUCUCAGACUUCAGGGAUGUUGCAGUGCUGUGGUGUUGGAGGUGGCGCUUCCACGGCACCUCAGGCUCCGCAGCUGCACGGUACCGGAUCCGCUGUCGGGGCUACCGCCUCCACGAGAACCACCAACAUGCAGGACGCAGUCGUUCUCGAAUCCAUCCUGGAGAAAAUGCGGGAGACGGAAGCCCUACGAGCGGAGCUGGAGAGGCAGCAUGCGGACGCACAGAACCAGCUGCGGGAGAAGAUAGCAGGACGCUAUCAGGGCCCGGAAUCGAUCGAGGCGUUGCAGUCCAAGAUCCGAGAGCUUGAGAAGAAAAUCGAGCUGCAGAUGGUGAGGCACGAGGAGCUGUCGCUGGAGCUGACCAGUUUGUCACGUGCACGCAGUAGGGGACCGGUUAUAAGUCACGUCACGUCCACGAGCGUCCCGACGUCGACUUGGCCGCCAACCUGCUCCGAGAUUGAUAGAAUCAUCGCCAAGAUCGAGCAGGACAAUAGCGGCAGAAUUUUGCACGAAUUGGACCACACGCGGAGCGCGAUAACCACGCAGCAACCCUCGGCUACGCAGAGCAUCCUUAGGUCCAGCUCAGAGAAUCUUCCCAACCUCGGUCAGCAUCAACAUCCACCUCAUCCACACGCCCUCAACCUCGGGAUACCUACCCAGAUGGGUCACUACGCAGGUUCACCAAUGCCAUUAACGCCGAUGAUGCCUGGUUGUCCUCCACUGACGCCGAAUGGACCACCAUAUCACUACAGCGAGCCGAUCCCGCCAGCACCGUCACUCUCCAGCAGUCAGUCGCAGCCCGCUUUCCAGCAGAAAAUUCAACAGUACCAGCAACAAUCGCAACCGCACGAGUUGUCGAGUUCCCAUUCUCAAAGCGCCCUACCAUCCCAACAGAAACAGCAGCAACAAACGCACACCUCACACUUCGGAAGCAAUCAGUAUCAGGAGAGCUAUCCACAUACGCAAACGUAUCAGCAACCGCUUCAGCAACAGCAGCAACCGCAGCAGCAGCAGCAGCAUCCGGCCUCGACUACGUACCUGACAUCGGCCAGCCAGAGCGUGAUACCUCACUAUACACAGCCUGUCCAGACUGCCCAGAAUUAUCAGUUGAAUGGGAGUCAACAGGCAACGACAUAUCCUAGUUUGUCCAUGGCCUCGCAUCCAAAUGGAACUUACAGCACAGGCGCGACCAGCUACAACACCCAGUUGCCGCAUCACAAUUAUACUAUGUCGCAGACGAACAUUCCGCAGACGACGCUGCCCUCGUUGCCGCUGUAUCCCACGUCCUAUCAUUCCACUCUCGGACUCACGAGCGUACCCCAGUCUGUUCUUCCUUUCUCCAGCGGUCAGAGCACUUUCGCCACCAGUGGAACGACAUACUCCACUACCGUCGGGACCAACGCUUUCGGGACGCCGGGCGUAAGCUCAGGUACUAGUUCGGGAGGUCUGUUACAAGCAAUAGGCGAUCCUCUACAAGCGAUGCAGCAAUUCUCCGCCCAGUCGCAGGCAAGUCAGCUUCAGACGCAGGCGAUUAUCCAGCAGAUCCAGCAGAGCUUGCGCGCCAGUUCGCCGACCGCGCCCGGUACCGCGACCGGCCACCAUUUUUUGGGGGGUCCUAGGCAAAUGCCGAAGAUCCCUACAAGUAUACUGACGAAUCCCCUGGACCGAUUGACUAACACCGACGACAUUGUACCCGAAGGUCAAGUGGAUAUGCUGGACGUGCCCGGCAAGGGCAGAUGUUACGUUUACAUAGCUCGCUUCAGCUACGAGCCGUUCCAACACUCACCGAACGCGAAUCCGGAAGCGGAACUACCGGUCCAGGGUGGCGAUUACCUCCUGGUCUGGGGCCAGCCUGAUGAAGACGGGUUCCUGGAUGCGGAAACGCUCGACGGUAGACGCGGUCUGGUGCCGGCCAACUUCGUGCAGAAAUUGAUCGGCGACGAUCUUCUGGAAUUCCAUCAAGCCGUUCUCGGCCUCAGGGACGUAGACGAUUCCGUCUCGACGAAUAUCCCUCAAUGCUAUCUGCAAGAUAUUGAUUUAGAAUUAGCCGCGUUGGAAGAAGGGAACCGGAAUCGUCAAGCAGAAUUAUCCGCUUAUGCGGAACUCGACAAUAUCGCGGAGGAGGAUGAGCAGGAACCACCAGAAGUCUACAUGUUUUCGGACCUAGUUCCGGCGCCGCAGCACCUCACGCUCGAACGGCAACUCAACAAGAGCGUGCUGAUUGGAUGGACCGCUCCCGACAACACACAUCAACUCGAGUCUUACCACGUCUACGUGGACGGCGUGCUGAAAGUCACGGUGAAGGCCACCGAGAGGACCAGGGCUUUGGUGGAGGGAGUCGAUUCUACACGGCCGCACAGGAUAAGCGUGCGUUCGGUUACGCAUUCGAGAAGGACGUCGCGCGACGCCGCUUGCACGAUGGUGAUCGGUAAAGACGUCGCGCUGGGCCCGACCUCCGUUAAAGCAUCGAACGUCACGGCGACUAGUGCCGUGAUAUCCUGGCUACCUAGUAACAGCAAUCAUCAGCACGUCGUAUGCGUGAACAACGUGGAAGUGAGAACCGUGAAGCCGGGCGUUUACAGGCACACCAUCACCGGCCUGGCUCCGUCAACGAUAUACAGGGUGACCGUCAAGGCGAAGAACCUGCGGGCGACGCAUUUUGAGGACCAAAAUGCUCAGGCGGCGAACAACCUGGCUUGCCACGUCCACUUUAAGACGUUGCCCAAGGGAUUACCGGAUCCUCCGGUCGAUAUCCAGGUGGAGGCUGGACCGCAGGACGGCACUUUGCUAGUGACCUGGCAGCCUGUUGCCCUAAACGGUUCGGCCGUCACCGGUUACGCGGUGUACGCCGAUGGUAAGAAGGUCACCGACGUUGACAGCCCCACCGGAGAUCACGCGCUUGUCGACAUACACAAGCUCAUGGGUCUCAACCCGAAGCACAUCACCGUCAGAACUAAGAGCAGGGAAAGUCAGUCGGGUGAUAGUUGCGCAACAGCGAUACCCUGCAGCGUGCUUCGGGGUGGUGCCGCCGCUCACAUGCCGCCGCCCCAUGGACUUCCACACAUGGAUCAACGGCAGCCCCAACAGUCUACUAUGGGCCCCCAGCAGAAUGAUCCCAAUCGUGGGAUCUACAUGUCCGGCGUUGUCGGCCAAAAUCGACAUAAUAUACCCGCGCACAUGCGACGACACGUGGGCAACAGAGUAGACGCCCACGGUCAGGUUAUCAUCGAGACGGAGGAGAAUCUCUCCGACAAGGAGAUUUACCCCGGACAGAGCAUCCCCCAGAUGGGAAUUCCGGAAAUCACAAAAGAUUCUGCGAGCGAAGCGAAUUAUAGCGAGGAGGACGAUCCCACGCGAAGAUCGCGGGGAAUGCCACCACAGCAUCACGGCCCGCAUCAUCGAUAUGGGCCGCAAAUGGAUCCUCAGGGCCCGCCUGGAGCACAUAGGUCUCCUAGCAUGGGCGGCCCCAGCAGUAGACCACAAGAUCCUUAUUAUGAUCAAACGGGAUCUCAAAGAGGGAGGGGACCGGUUUAUCGUGGUGGUGGACGAGUAACGCAGGCUCAAGGUGGGGCGAGUCACCCACCGAAUGUAGCCCAACAAAUGAACAAGAGACAACGGUGGUUCGUGGCGCUAUUCGACUACGAUCCUACGACUAUGUCACCGAAUCCAGAUGCGUGUGAAGAGGAAUUACCAUUUUCCGAAGGCGAUACCAUCAAGGUAUACGGUGAGAAAGAUGCCGAUGGUUUUUACUGGGGCGAGUGUCGCAAUAGGCGAGGAUAUGUUCCUUACAACAUGGUGGAAGAGGUUAAAGAUCCACCAGGUCAAGCUCAGCCGAGUAGAAGAGGACCUGCACAGAGCGAGAGAUGGGGAGACAUUUAUGCGAGCAUGCCUAUGAAGAAGAUGAUAGCUCUCUAUGAUUAUGAUCCUCACGAAUUAUCUCCUAACGUUGAUGCUCAAGUCGAAUUAACGUUCCAAACCGGAAACGAGAUAUAUGUCUACGGCGACAUGGACGAUGACGGAUUUUACAUGGGCGAGCUGAACGGCGUGCGCGGUUUAGUGCCGAGUAAUUUCCUUACCGAGGCACCCGGACAGAAUCAGGGGCAACCGCCGCAGGGUAGCAGGCGACCUGGCGGCCAGAGCCAAGGGCCGGGCGCGAGGGGGCCACCGCCACCUCCUCGAGAACCACCCCCGGCCGGUCACCGACGUGGCAAAGAUGCCUGCAUUGUGCCUGUGUCUGUCCCUGUCUGUCACUUAGACUCUAGACAACUACAACAACCACCACCACCAUCACUAAUGAACAACCAACAACAUCAACUACAACAUCAAAACAAUCCACCGCAUCUAGCCUAUCAACAAGCGAAUCACCACAGCUACACGACCGUAACCACGUCCUAUCAGCAUGGGCCCAGUCACUUGCCACCCGGCGGCGGUGUCAUGGGUGCCCAUCAGCAAGGUCCCGUACAGCCCCACCUUCAGCAACAGGGGAAGGGGAGGGGCGGCGUGGUCAAUCGGGUCGCUGGUAGUAACAUGCCGGGUAUGCAGGGUCCGGGCCAGCAUCUCCAGCAGCAGGACUAUCAAGGCCAACAGCAAAUGAAUCAGCCGUACCAGCAACAGCCGAAUCAGCCGUACCAGCAACAACCGAAUCAGCCGUACCAGCAGCAGCAGCAACAGCCGAAUCAAGGGUACUCGCAGCAAUCGUCGCAACAGUUUCAACAAUCGCAACCACAGCAGCAAAUGGGUCAGAUGGGUCAGCCGUUCUCGCAGCAGAAUCAACCAGGCGGUCUCGGGAUGCAAGGCGGAAUGGUCGGCGGUCCUCAAAGCGCUAACAAGCCCAUGAGAGGGAUACCGGCGGUGCUACCGACGGCGCAGUCCAAGACGCAGCCUAACCCAACGCAGCAACAACAGCAACAGCAGCAGCAACAGAGCACCGGGCCGAACCUAAUGCAGAAGUUCACCGAGAUGGCGGGUGCAAGCGCAGGCGGCGAUAUACUCUCCAAGGGAAAGGAGCUGAUCUUCAUGAAAUUUGGAUUGGGCAAGUGAGGAGGACCGAUCGUUGACGACGUGACGACGAUAACAAUAAUGACGACGCGUUGUCGCGAUCGUUUCCGUAUCGUUCUUGCGCUCGACGUUCGCAUGCGCAUAAGUCAAUCUCGUCAAUCGAGCUGCGUAAAUCAGUAUUACGACGAACGUCUUUCGACAGCGAAAGAUACGCAAUCAGGACGCUAUCUUGUCGGACGUUGUUGUUGAAGACAAAGAGGACAAGGCGGGGAAGAAUGCGCCGCCAUUGCUGUUGCUGCUGUUGCUGCUAUUGUUGCUACUCGCUAUUAAUAAUCGUUAACUACUACAAAAUAAAGAGGAACGUCGCUGGACGAAUAUAAAUCGAGGACAAGUCUCGCGAUAAAAAGGAAAGGAGAAAGAACAUUUGGUGGAGACUGCUCGAGAUGAGAAUAAGGUGACCCACGCCGAGAAUCGACUGAUAAUUCCACCGAUCGAGAAGAGACAAAAGAUACAUACAAGAUUCAUCGAAUUUCUUCUUAAUCCUCCUUUUCCGAAAUCUUCUUCUUCUGCUACUUCGUCUUCUUCUUCGCGCGACGAUAGGAUCCUCGAUCGGUGCUGCGCGGUCCAUUGAAGAAAUACUUGUCGAUUGCUCGUCCGUCGAACCGUCGCGGAAUCUCCUAAUAUACACGAGAUAAUCAAUGUCACGGAAUGCUAUCUGCGAAAUAUAUUUUGAGCGACGGCGCGCCAAGUCAUGUAAAUCGCGUAUUUUGCGCGAAAGUUUCUUCCAAUCUCUUCUCGUCCUCUUCGCGUUAUUCGGAGUACCGUUCGGUUUUCAGAAUAAAACAGAAAACUUUGUUGCGAUGCGGAUUGUAUCGAGUGUAUGUAAGAGAGAGAGAGAGAGAGAGAGGCAGAGAGAGAAAGAGAGAAACGUCCCGCGUUAACAUAGAUUCUGUAUAUGCAAAAACGAGUCAAUGGCGAAGCGAAGCUAGG
Molecule: messenger RNA, 6611 nt
Organism: Temnothorax curvispinosus
Lineage: Eukaryota; Metazoa; Arthropoda; Insecta; Hymenoptera; Formicidae
Gene: Rbp
Product: RIMS-binding protein 2
Exons: 17
Coding region: 642-5663 (1673 amino acids)
Biological process (GO): neuromuscular synaptic transmission
Molecular function (GO): protein binding
Source: RefSeq, a predicted model, not a curated record